AUGGCUAGAGAAAUCAAGGACAUCAAGGAAUUCGUCGAGUUGGCGAGAAGAGCCGACGUCAAGUCGGCCGUGGUCAAGACCAACAAGAAGAUCAACGCCAAGGGCAAGGCCGUCAAGCAAACCAAGUUCAAGGUCAGAGGGCUGAAGCACCUCUACACCUUGGUGUUGAACGACACCGCCAAGGCGAAGAAGUUGCAACAAUCGUUGCCUCCUACCUUGGAAAUCAAGAACUUGUAA
Messenger RNA from Diutina rugosa, 237 nucleotides. It is a transcript of the gene RPL38, whose product is annotated as 60S ribosomal protein eL38. Gene Ontology annotation, cellular component: ribosome; cytosolic large ribosomal subunit. Bases 1 to 237 code for a protein of 78 amino acids. Gene Ontology annotation, biological process: translation; protein-RNA complex assembly. Lineage: Eukaryota; Fungi; Ascomycota; Pichiomycetes; Serinales; Debaryomycetaceae. The transcript has a single exon. The record is from RefSeq and is a predicted model, not a curated record. Gene Ontology annotation, molecular function: structural constituent of ribosome.